UUGGAAUAAAUGGAGGCGAUAAGGAUGAGUUGUGGAGGAGGAGGAGGAGGGAGGAGAAGAAGCCGAAGAAGAAGAAGAAGAAGAAGAAGAAGAAGAGGAUAACAGUAACAGAGCAGGAGAGUAACAGGACGAUUGUAAUCUGCCAGUCGCUGUCACAGUAGGGAUCGUUCACCGGCAUGGACGGAGGAGGCGACGCGCAGGUCAACGGCGGCGGUGCUGCUACGGCGGCCACGGUCGGAGUGCAGAUCCAUCACGGGCAGAGCCGGAGACUGCCGGACUUCCUCCAGAGCGUGAAUCUCAAGUAUGUAAAGCUAGGUUACCAUUACUUGAUUUCGAAUCUGUUGACUCUCUGUCUGGUGCCUGUAAUGGCCAUGAUCUUAAUCGAGGCUUCGCAAAUGAAUCCAGCCGAUAUUCGCCACUUGUGGCUUCACCUGCAGUACAAUCUGGUGAGUGUGAUUAUCUGUUCGGCUGUUCUGGUCUUCGGAUCGACGGUCUAUAUUAUGACUCGGCCUAGACCGGUUUAUCUCGUCGAUUACUCGUGUUAUCGGGCCCCCGAUCACUUGAAAGCGCCGCACGAGCGGUUCAUGAAGCAUUCGCGGCUGACCGGGGACUUCGACGAGUCGUCGUUGGAGUUCCAGCGCAAGAUUUUGGAGCGCUCGGGACUCGGCGAGGAGACGUACGUCCCCGAUGCGAUGCAUUACAUUCCGCCGCGCCCGUCCAUGGCGGCAGCGAGAGAUGAGGCCGAGCAGGUUAUGUAUGGCGCUUUAGACAAUCUUUUUGCUAAUACCUCUGUUAAACCCAAGGAUAUUGGAGUUCUGGUUGUGAAUUGUAGCUUGUUUAACCCCACGCCUUCUCUUUCGGCCAUGAUUGUGAAUAAGUAUAAAUUGAGGGGUAAUAUUAGAAGUUUCAAUUUGGGGGGUAUGGGUUGUAGCGCUGGGGUGAUUGCAGUUGAUCUUGCAAAAGAUAUGCUGCAAAUUCAUCGGAAUACUUAUGCUGUUGUGGUUAGUACCGAGAACAUCACUCAGAAUUGGUAUUUUGGGAAUAAGAAGUCCAUGUUGAUACCUAAUUGUUUAUUUAGAGUUGGUGGUGCCGCAGUUUUAUUGUCAAAUAAGUCUGCUGAUAGCAGACGGGCCAAGUAUAAGCUUGUUCAUGUAGUGAGGACACACAAGGGUGCAGAUGAUAAGGCCUUUCGGUGUGUUUAUCAAGAGCAAGAUGAUAUAGGGAAAACUGGCGUGUCCUUGUCUAAAGAACUCAUGGCAAUUGCUGGUGGAGCUCUUAAAACAAACAUAACUACAUUGGGUCCUUUGGUGCUCCCAAUUAGUGAGCAGCUUCUGUUCUUUGCUACUCUGGUUGUUAAGAAGUUAUUUAAUAGAAAGGUCAAGCCCUAUAUUCCGGAUUUCAAGCUGGCUUUUGAUCAUUUCUGCAUACAUGCUGGUGGAAGGGCAGUGAUUGAUGAGCUGGAGAAGAAUUUACAGCUACUGCCAUUACAUGUGGAAGCCUCUCGGAUGACUCUCCACCGAUUUGGGAACACUUCAUCAAGCUCCAUCUGGUAUGAAUUGGCAUAUAUUGAGGCCAAAGGAAGGAUGCGGAAGGGGCACCGGGUCUGGCAGAUUGCAUUUGGGAGUGGCUUCAAAUGUAAUAGUGCAGUCUGGCAGGCACUUCAAAAUGUCAAGCCUUCUCAUAAGGGCCCCUGGGAGGAUUCCAUUGACAAAUACCCUGUGAAGCUACUCUUGUAGUCACCAUGAGUAAUCUUGCCUCAGAACUCAUUUGAAUCUGACAAAAUCUUAUUUAAGAGUGAAUACAUAAUGCAACAUGCUGAAGAUACCUAUCCUUGUACACAUACAACAUUACUGGGCGAGGCAUCUACAUGAUAUGUGUCAUCUCUUUAGAGAAAGCAUCUAUUGGUAAAAUGGCAUGCCCAUAUGAAGAUCACUGAAGUGAAUGUUCCAUGAUCAGUUAACUGAGGAACGCGGCUCCUUCAAGGUCCUACUUCCUCCUUUUCUUUUUCUCUUCCUCGUUUUCCAUACUUUCCAGUUGAAGUUCUGGAUGUUGUCAAUGUGGCAGAUACAGGUAAAGGCGUGAAGUUACGAAAAAACUUCAGCUCGGAUGAGACAUACAAAGACAUGGUUUAACCAGGGAAAUGUGAGUCUUACUAAUGUUCUAAUGCUGUUUUUCAAUUGCACCAAUUAUUCUGAUGGGCAAAUCUUGCCAGCCCCAUUAAAAAUGUUUUGGAUGUUCUAUUGAUGGCAUGGGGAAGUGACUAGCACGUGUGUUUUUCCAAUAAAUUGCAUGUCUUUAAUCUUUGAGAAAGUGCUUGAUCUUGAGACACACUCAAUGAAUUUGUUCUCAACCUUCGCUUGCAGAGUGAAACAGACAAUUUUCUUUGUGAAGCAGCCUUUGAUGGAGACUGCUAUGGUUACUAUUAGCUGGCCCUUUGAUAUAUGGAUAUAAAUUUGAAAUCUGGUGAACAACAAGCUUCUUUUUCGUUGUGUUCUUUUGUGCAUCUUACAGCUGGAGUUUUACUCUUUUUGAUGUACUUGUAGUAGUAUUACAUGGGAAAACAUAGGAAACUUCGGCCCCAUUUUAGUAUGACCUCCCAAAUAUUGGCAGCAACUUAGCAACGUUUGAUUGGGGUUUUCUAUUGUUUGGUAGUCAGAAAUGCUAUUUGUACAUAAGAGUUUAUAACACUAAAAUGUAUAAUGCAUUAAAUUUGAGUGCACAAA
Diospyros lotus (date-plum) is the source of this 2723-nucleotide messenger RNA. RefSeq names its product 3-ketoacyl-CoA synthase 4. Gene Ontology annotation, cellular component: membrane. Gene Ontology annotation, biological process: fatty acid biosynthetic process. The transcript is spliced from 3 exons. Gene Ontology annotation, molecular function: acyltransferase activity, transferring groups other than amino-acyl groups. The coding region runs from base 177 to 1736 and encodes 519 amino acids. NCBI's taxonomy places the organism in Eukaryota, Viridiplantae, Streptophyta, Magnoliopsida, Ericales, Ebenaceae. The record is from RefSeq and is a predicted model, not a curated record.